AUGCCAAACAACGGAAACUCUGAUAGCAGAGAGGUUUCAGCGAACAGGGGGAGAGAAGAAAGGAACUGUAUCACACACAGGAGACUAGAGGCUCCCUCUACCCCUGGCAGACCCUUUUUCAGCUUCAACAGCAUUGGCAAUCUUUCAAGAAAGAGCUUCCCUUCCAAAUGGGACGACGCGGAGAAAUGGCUCAUUAGCUCCCAUCACUCCCCACCUCACACUAUAAAGUUUUCUGAGCCUUCCAACUUAAAGACGCACCCUGACACUGGCAGCUUUCAAGGCUCUGCAUCUUUGGACCACCAUGACUCAGUCCAUGCUUCUAAUGGGAUCUCAUGCUCCACGCACACUGUGCUUAAAGAUAAGUUCACAGACAGCUCUGUGCCCAUUUUUCCAAAUUUGCAAUAUUCAGAGCCAAAUGGAGAAGGGUUUUUGUUUGGAGAUAAAGCUGGGGAGGUAAUGAAAGAUGCUUGCAGUGAAGUGGUUCGUAAGGAUGUUGGGACGGAGAUGACGCCUCUUGGAAGUUGCACAACCUCAAGAUGCCACACCCCAUUCAAGAGUUCAUCUCCUGCUCGCCAUAACACUCCUGCAAGUAAGUCAGGACCAUUGUCCUUGGCAAACCAUGAUAACACAACCUGCACCAUUGACCUUAUUCAGCUGGAGGAGUGCCAUUUUGCUAAAUUGCAAGUGGGAAAACAAUAUAAUUCGGUCACAUCACACUGGAGAUCAAGAGAAGAGGAGGAAGAGGAGAUAUCAAAGAGCUUGAGACAUAAUGCUAGCCAGAAAGCUGAUUCAGACUGCAGGGCUGCUACGUGGGAAGAAGAGGAAAGGACCAAGUCUUGUCUCAGGUAUAAGAGAGAAGAAGCCAAAAUUCAAGCUUGGUUAGACCUCCAAAGUGCUAAAGCAGAAGAACAAUCACGAAAGCUUGAGGUGAAAAUACAAAAGAUGAGAUCAAACUUGGAAGAGAAGUUGAUGAAAAGGAUGGCAGUGGUUCACAGAAAGGCUGAGGAGUGGAAAGCAGCAGCCAAACAGCAGCACUUAGAGCAAAUCCAGAAGACCACAGAACAAGCACAAAAGAUUAAGAACCAGUAUACCUCUCUAGUUUUAGGCCAGAAUUCAUGUGGUUGCUUCCCCUGCACUAUCAAUCAUCACUAA
Sphenostylis stenocarpa is the source of this 1152-nucleotide messenger RNA. The record is from the annotation of a GenBank genome assembly. NCBI's taxonomy places the organism in Eukaryota, Viridiplantae, Streptophyta, Magnoliopsida, Fabales, Fabaceae.